AUGAAAAGGCAACGAAGCAAAGGAAAAGAAGGAAACAAACCAAAAUUUAUAAAGCAUAUGCAAAGAUCAGUUACUAGAAGAAAUCAUAUGAUUAUCAACCUAAUUUUACCCAUUGCUAGUCAUCUAAGGUCCCUCAUCAACCCAAUGAAUGCAUAUUUUAUCGAUUCCAAGCAAAACAUUGCAUCGAGUACAGAUUCCAACUCGGCUAAACCUGCUCAUCCACACUGUAGACCUUCACCUACACCAUUGAAUGAAGGCCGAGGAUCAACGAUUGGAUUGGGCGAUAGUGGGUAA
Molecule: messenger RNA, 294 nt
Organism: Dovyalis caffra
Lineage: Eukaryota; Viridiplantae; Streptophyta; Magnoliopsida; Malpighiales; Salicaceae
Source: the annotation of a GenBank genome assembly